Molecule: messenger RNA, 846 nt
Organism: Bactrocera oleae (olive fruit fly)
Lineage: Eukaryota; Metazoa; Arthropoda; Insecta; Diptera; Tephritidae
Source: RefSeq, a predicted model, not a curated record
UAUCCCGAACUUAAUCCGAUGAUAAUGCGUCGUUUCAGUGAACCUGGCGAUGUUGAACGUGCCUUCGAACUAGUCCACAAAUCGCACGGACUCGAACAGACGCGCUUCUUGGCCAAGAAGCACUGCAUCGAAGCGAUACGAUUGGCGCAGGAGCUGACCGAGUCGCCAUACCAGAAGGGUCUGCAAGUGGUCGCGGAUUUAGUCAUUAAUCGUAUGAAAUAAUAGCUUAAGUUACGGGUGCAGGGGGCUGCUGGUGCAACACAUAAUAGUGCAACAUAACACAAGAACAAAAGCAAAACAAAAUACACAAAUCAAAAAAACUCUUGCAAAUGUUAAAUAAUUUAAAUAUACACACUUAUAUACAUUUUUAUAAAUAUACACACACAUAAUAUAUAAUUUGUAAUUAUAUAAACAUAAUUAUAAAACGAUAAACCAAGUCCAAAAUUAAUUAUGAAUAGAUUUUAUAUGCAAAUGUGCAGAAAUGAAAAAAAUUAAAUUAAAAAAAAAGCAAAAAAGGUAAAAAACUGUAAAAUACACAAAUUAAGUAAAUAAUAAAUAUUGUUGUCAAAGCACAGAAGCGCGAAAAAAUGAAAAAAUAAAAAUAAAAUAAACUGUAAGCGUGUUAUAUAAGAUAACUGUGUAUAUUGCAGUGAUAACUGCAGACCAAACUACAGUUAACAACCAAGCGUAGCAAAAACUAUGCGUUUACUGUUUUUUGUUUUGCUUAUCUUGUGUAAAGCAUAUAUAUAGUUUAAACAUACAGAAAUAUUAUUUUAAUAAUUUUAUGCAUUAGUAUGUAAGUCUUGUUGACAUUGUAAAUAAUUUAUGGUAAUGUAAAGAGGAGAU